Molecule: messenger RNA, 2501 nt
Organism: Microtus ochrogaster (prairie vole)
Lineage: Eukaryota; Metazoa; Chordata; Mammalia; Rodentia; Cricetidae
Gene: Pth2r
Product: parathyroid hormone 2 receptor
Biological process (GO): cell surface receptor signaling pathway; adenylate cyclase-modulating G protein-coupled receptor signaling pathway
Cellular component (GO): plasma membrane
Molecular function (GO): peptide hormone binding; G protein-coupled peptide receptor activity; parathyroid hormone receptor activity
Source: RefSeq, a predicted model, not a curated record
GAGACUCCCAGCCGGUGGCUCCCGCGCUCCAGCUGCCCAACUGUACCUCACUCCCCAUCACAAGUUUGCCUAACACUGGCCAAGUAGUCGAAUCUGGGACCCAGAUGCUGCUUGUGCCUUGGGCGGCUCCGGACAUGGCCUGGCUGGAGGCUUUACCCUACGUUUGUGGAUGGCUGAUUCUCCGCAGCUGUCUCCUGGUCGGAGCGCAGCUGGAUUCUGAUGGCAUCAUCACUAUAGAAGAGCAGAUCAUUCUUAUUAUGAAAGCUAAAGUGCAGUGUGAGCUCAACAUCACCACUCAACUCCAAGAAGGAGAAGGCAAUUGCUUCCCAGAAUGGGAUGGACUUAUUUGUUGGCCUAGAGGAACAGUGGGGAAAAUAUCAGCUGUGCCAUGCCCUCCUUAUAUUUAUGACUUCAAUCAUAAAGGAGUUGCUUUCCGGCACUGUACCCCCAACGGAACGUGGGAUUUCAUUCAUAGCUCAAAUAAAACAUGGGCUAAUUAUUCAGACUGCUUUCUGCAGCCAGAUACCAGCAUAGGAAAGCAAGAGUUCUUUGAAAGCCUCUAUGUCCUGUAUACUGUUGGCUACUCUAUCUCUUUUGGCUCCUUGGCUGUGGCCAUUCUAAUCAUUGGCUACUUCAGACGAUUGCACUGCACUAGGAACUAUAUCCACCUGCACUUGUUUGUGUCCUUCAUGCUGAGAGCUGUGAGCAUCUUUGUCAAGGACAGAGUGGCCCAGGCUCACCUAGGAAUAGAGGCGCUGCAGUCUUUGGUGAUGCAGGGUGACCUUCAGAACUUCAUCAGAGGACCUGCUGUGGACAAAUCUCAGUAUGUCGGGUGUAAGAUCGCCGUUGUGAUGUUUGUUUACUUCUUGGCUACAAACUAUUAUUGGAUCCUGGUGGAAGGGCUCUACCUACAUAACUUAAUCUUUGUGUCUUUCUUUUCGGACACCAAAUACCUGUGGGGCUUUAUCUUGAUAGGCUGGGGAUUUCCAGCGGUGUUUGUUGUUGCUUGGGCGGUGGUCCGGGCCACUCUGGCAGACACCAGGUGUUGGGAACUUAGUGCUGGAGACCGGUGGAUUUACCAGGCUCCAAUCUUAGCUGCUAUUGGGCUGAAUUUUAUUCUGUUCCUGAAUACAGUUAGAGUUCUCGCUACCAAGAUUUGGGAGACCAAUGCAGUUGGGCACGACAUGAGGAAGCAGUACAGGAAACUGGCUAAGUCAACGCUGGUGCUGGUGCUGGUGUUCGGUGUACAUUACAUCGUGUUCAUCUGCCAGCCGCACUCCUUCUCCGGGCUCUGGUGGGAGAUCCGCAUGCACUGUGAGCUCUUCUUCAACUCCUUCCAGGGUUUCUUCGUGUCUAUUGUCUACUGUUACUGCAAUGGAGAGGUGCAGGCUGAGAUGAAGAAGAUGUGGACUCGGUGGAACUUGUCUAUCGACUGGAAAAGCACGCCACCUUGUGGUGGCCACAGGUACGGCUCAGUGCUCACCACUGUCACUCACAGCACCAGCAGCCAGUCACAGAUGGGGGCAGGCACCCGACUGGUGCUCUUCUCUGGCAAACCCACCAAGAAUGCCAGCGGACAGAUCGACAGCCAUGUGACUCUGCCUGGCUACGUCUGGAGUAAUUCCGAGCAGGACUGUCAGCCGCACUCCACCCCCGAGGAGACUGAAGAAGGUCUUGGGAGGCAGGGAGACGAUACUCCAGUAGGGGGGCCUUCCAGGCCAGUGGUGUUCAUCCUAGACUCCGAAGGAUGCAAAGGACAAACCGAACGUUUCUGAGUCACCAUUUGUGGCUCCAGUGAUUUGGCGGAUCUGGUGUAGGAGAUAACCCAAGCUGGAAGACUGGAAUUCUGGAAUAACGCUUUGCUUAAACAUUUUCACUUUCCACCAGCUGGCUACUAAAAGUAUUCAUGCAUAAAAGGGUAUUAUUGAGGUAGUUUAUUAACUUACGUUGGCAUUAUUCCUCCUAAAAUUAGUACUUUCUCUGUGGUUCUUAUUAUUUUACUUCUUUUGCACAGAAAAGGUUUCAAAUGCUUGGCUCUGUCUUUCUCUCAGAAAUAUCACCCUGAAUAUGAUAAGAUCAGUAAGUUUGCACCACUUUCCUUUAAAGCAACCACUGAUCUCUGUCUUUCUCAUUUUAGUGAACUUCCAUGAUUGCACUCAUCUUGACUAUGUAGUGGAGCAAUCAAGGAAUGUACAUUGGAAGACAGAUUCUAAGACAUGCUAGAAAAUCAAUUGACUGGGCAUUAGUAAAGUGAUACAUUCCUGACAGUUAUGAUUGAUUCUAGGAGCAAAGAAACCCACUCUGUUUUUCCUUUGAAUAUCCCCUGUAUGAUGAGCCAAAAUCUUCUCUUGCUCUUCUUUUUCGUAAGCCAUGACAAGUCAAAGGUUUUCUCAGUCAGUGACCUUGUGUUUGAAAGCUGAUUCUGUGUGGGCUCGCGCAUCCUGAUGCUAACCCACACUGCAUCUUUGUCUGUUCUGUUGUCUGCUAUGUGACAGAUGGUA